CUCUCAAAGCCUCUUCUUCUUCAACCAAUCAAAUUCUCUCUCUCUCUCUUCAGUUUCUUGUGUGUUGCACACUCGUCGCAGUCGUGAGAUAUGGCCGCCGCAGUUUCCACCGUCGGUGCCAUCAACAGAGCUCCGUUGAGCUUGAACGGGUCAGGAUCAGGAGCUGCAUCAGCCCCAGCUUCAACCUUCUUGGGAAAGAAAGUUGUAACUGUGUCGAGAUUCGCACAGAGCAACAAGAAGAGCAACGGAUCAUUCAAGGUGUUGGCUGUGAAAGAAGACAAACAAACCGAUGGAGACAGAUGGAAGGGUCUUGCCUACGACACAUCUGAUGAUCAACAAGACAUCACCAGAGGCAAGGGUCUGGUUGACUCUGUCUUCCAAGCUCCUAUGGGAACCGGAACUCACCACGCUGUCCUAAGUUCCUAUGAAUACAUUAGCCAAGGCCUUAGGCAGUACAACUUGGACAACAUGAUGGAUGGGUUUUACAUUGCCCCUGCUUUCAUGGACAAGCUUGUUGUUCACAUCACCAAGAACUUCUUGACUUUGCCUAACAUCAAGGUUCCACUUAUUUUGGGUAUUUGGGGAGGAAAAGGUCAAGGUAAAUCCUUCCAGUGUGAGCUUGUCAUGGCCAAGAUGGGUAUCAACCCAAUCAUGAUGAGUGCUGGAGAGCUUGAGAGCGGAAACGCAGGAGAACCAGCCAAGCUUAUCCGUCAGAGGUACCGUGAGGCAGCUGACAUGAUCAAGAAGGGAAAGAUGUGUUGUCUCUUCAUCAACGAUCUUGACGCUGGUGCUGGUCGUAUGGGUGGUACUACUCAGUACACUGUUAACAACCAGAUGGUCAACGCAACACUCAUGAACAUUGCUGAUAACCCAACCAACGUCCAGCUCCCAGGAAUGUACAACAAGGAAGAGAACGCACGUGUCCCCAUCAUUGUCACGGGUAACGAUUUCUCCACUCUAUACGCUCCUCUCAUCCGUGAUGGACGUAUGGAGAAGUUCUACUGGGCCCCGACCCGUGAAGACCGUAUCGGUGUCUGCAAGGGUAUCUUCAGAACUGACAAGAUCAAGGACGAAGACAUUGUCACGCUUGUUGAUCAGUUCCCUGGACAAUCCAUCGAUUUCUUCGGUGCCUUGAGGGCGAGAGUGUACGAUGAUGAAGUGAGGAAGUUCGUUGAGGGACUUGGAGUGGAGAAGAUCGGAAAGAGGUUGGUGAACUCAAGGGAAGGACCUCCCGUGUUCGAGCAACCCGAGAUGACUCUUGAGAAGCUUAUGGAGUACGGAAACAUGCUUGUGAUGGAACAAGAGAAUGUCAAGAGAGUCCAACUUGCCGACACUUACCUCAGCCAGGCUGCGUUGGGAGACGCAAACGCUGACGCCAUCGACCGCGGAACUUUCUACGGUAAAACAGAGGAAAAGGUGCCCAGCAAGUAAACCUGCCUGUUCCUGAAGGGUGUACUGAUCCUGUGGCUGAAAACUUUGAUCCAACGGCUAGAAGUGACGAUGGAACCUGUGUCUACAACUUUUGAGCAAUAUUAUCCUGCUUAUUAAUUUGCUGUUUUACUCCUAUUGUCUCUUUCGGGUUUUUUUUUUCCCUUUGUGUAAUUGUGGAUUGGGUCUUGUCCUCUUUUGUUCCUUUUUUUAUGAUCAUGUGCAACACAUUGGUAAUUUAAAAUUGCCUUGUCAUAAACUACAUUUCUUCUU
Molecule: messenger RNA, 1701 nt
Organism: Arabidopsis arenosa
Lineage: Eukaryota; Viridiplantae; Streptophyta; Magnoliopsida; Brassicales; Brassicaceae
Source: the annotation of a GenBank genome assembly